Messenger RNA from Meriones unguiculatus (Mongolian gerbil), 4022 nucleotides. RefSeq names its product myosin-IIIb. The coding region runs from base 12 to 1817 and encodes 601 amino acids. Gene Ontology annotation, cellular component: myosin complex. The transcript has 16 exons. The record is from RefSeq and is a predicted model, not a curated record. Lineage: Eukaryota; Metazoa; Chordata; Mammalia; Rodentia; Muridae. Gene Ontology annotation, molecular function: ATP binding; cytoskeletal motor activity; protein binding.
CCGAGGACAGGAUGAGCGUGGGCAUCCUGGACAUCUUCGGCUUUGAGGACUUCCAGAGGAACUCCUUUGAGCAGCUCUGCAUAAACAUCGCCAACGAGCAGGUCCAAUACUACUUCAACCAGCACGUGUUUGCCCUUGAACAGAUGGAGUACAAAAGUGAAGGCGUCGAUGCCGUCCUUGUGCAGUAUGAAGACAACCGCCCGCUCCUGGACAUGUUCCUUCAAAAACCCUUGGGCCUUCUCGCACUUUUGGAUGAGGAGAGCCGUUUCCCCCAAGCAACGGAUCAGACCUUGGUUGAUAAGUUUGAAGAUAAUCUACGGUGCAAGUUCUUCUGGAGGCCCAAAGGAGUGGAGCUCUGUUUCGGCAUUCAACACUAUGCUGGACCGGUACUAUAUGAUGCUUCUGGUGUUCUGGAGAAAAACAGAGACACCCUCCCUGCUGAUGUGGUUGUGGUCCUGAGGACUUCUGAGAACAAACUCCUUCAGCAACUGUUCUCAAUCCCUUUGACCAAAACAGGAAACUUGGCCCAAUCACGAGCUAGGAUCACAGCAUCCUCAAGAUCUUUGCCUCCACAUUUCAGCACUGGGAGGGCCAAGGUAGACACGCUGGAGGUGAUUCGUCAUCCAGAAGAAACCACUAACAUGAAGAGACAAACCAUGGCUUCUUACUUCCGGUAUUCCCUGAUGGACCUGCUCUCCAAAAUGGUGGUUGGACAGCCCCACUUUGUACGUUGCAUUAAGCCUAACGAUGAGCGCAAGGCCCUGCAGUUCUCCCGAGACCGAGUCCUGGCCCAGCUUCGCUCCACAGGGAUCCUGGAGACCGUCAGCAUCCGCAGGCAGGGCUACUCCCACCGCAUCGUCUUUGAAGAGUUUGUGAAAAGGUAUUAUUACUUGGCAUUCCGGGCACAUCAAACACCUCCUGCUAACAAAGAGAGCUGUGUUGCUAUCUUGGAAAAGUCCCGAUUAGAUCACUGGGUCCUGGGGAAAACAAAGGUUUUUCUCAAAUAUUACCAUGUUGAGCAAUUAAAUUUGCUUCUGCGAGAAGUUCUGGGCCGAGUGGUCAUGCUGCAGGCUUACACCAAGGGCUGGCUCAGAGCAAGGAGGUACAAGAGAGCGAGAGAGAAGAGGGAGAAGGGCGCCAUAGCCAUCCAGUCAGCCUGGAGAGGCUAUGACGCUCGGAGGAGAUUCAAGGAAAUACGCCACAGAAGUGGGCCUGCAGUGCACAUUCCAGCAGUCCUCCAAACCGCUCCUGGUCAGAAAAGCUGCCCAGAUUCAGAAGCAGAAUCCAACAAUGGUCGUGGAGAGACUCCAAGUAACUUCCCUGCUGAAGCUGGCAGAGACUGGCAUCCACGAGCCCGGAGAACUCCGGCAGGCUGUGAUGGCACCUCAGGACAUGCAGAUAAGGCAGCCGGACUGGCCGAUGCUGAGCUCUCAGUUGCUGGAAUGGAUGUGUCAUCUUCUCAGACCAAUCACCCUGCCCCGGCUCACCAAAGACUGAGUCCCUGUGGAGGCCCUCUCAAGCCUGGUUCGGAAGACGGCCUCCUGCAGAAACAGCGUGCACCUCGCAGACGGUGUCAGCAGCCCAAAAUGUUGAGUAGCCCCGAGGACACCAUGUACUAUAACCAGUUAAAUGGAACUCUAGAAUAUCAAGGGAGCCAGAGGAAGCCAAGAAAACUUGGGCAAAUCAAAGUGCUGGACGGAGAGGACCAAUAUUACAAAUGUCUGUCCCCGGGGGCCUGUGCCCCUGAGGAAAACGACUCAGCCCACCCUUUCUUUUUCUCCUCGUCUCCCAGAGGAGACUCCUUUGCUCAGCACUGAGCUGUCCUUUCCAGCCCCAAAUGUGUCUCAGGUAAAAAGCAACGGUGGUAACUGGUGAUAAGGAGGCACUGUCAUGGAAGCAGCUUCGUUCGCAGUCUGUGCCCUGCACCUAACAGAUUCCUGGAGUCUGUCCCUUCUGUCCCUUCACCUGCCCUGCAGCCUGAGUCGCAGAACCAUGAGAACACCCUCUGCCGUGGUAAUGCAGCCAGUCCUUCAUGCUCCCGACAGCUAAGAGGAGGCCGAGAGUUCCACCACAGGCCAGUUGUGAAAUCCGAUAACUUGGCUAUUUUUCCAAAUGGAAUCCGGCAUUUUCUACUCUUCCCUGACUCCACCCACUUUGCCAGGCUUUUCUCCAUCUACUUCCGCUGGGUCAGGGCUUCAUGGAUGAGUGUACUAUGUCCAGGAGGAGUGGUCCACGAUUCCUGUGCAGAAACAAAAGUCAAAAUCUCCCAGGUUCCUUCCGCCUGGCACAUGAAUGCCUCUCUUCUCAUUGUUACACUGACGACGUCUUCACCUGUGUGUUCCUGCGGGCCAAGAGAACCCCAUCACUCCAGCAAUGAAAAGCAGAAUGGGGAGAGCAAGAACUCAGACCAGCCCAAGUGCAGGCCACCUGGUCUUGUCACCUUCUGCUCCGUCGUCGUCUCCUUUAGGGUGUGAAAGGCAGCAGAAGAGAGAGCUCAUCUCGUCCAUUCUGUGUUUCUUAGCCCUAGCUCAGGGCCCAGGAGAGUGGAUACCCAGCACGUAAGCACAAAUGGGGAGAUUACAUUGAUUUACAGCAGCACGGUGAGCUGGGGCUUUCCUUUCAAUGAUAUGUGAUUUAUGAGUAGCCACUUCCCCUAUGUGUAAGUUCUGAUGUUUUGUUUAAGGUUGAGCUGUUCCUAUUGUAGUGACAUUAUUAUGAUCUCCUACAAGUCAAUACAAGCAGCAAUCCCGCACACACUCUGUAAACAAUAUAAAAGGCUGCGGUGUGCUGUGAGAGCAACCCCUGACCAAGACUCCUCCUCCAGAAUAGAUGUGCUUAAUAUUUCUUUCUCUAAAAUACUUAGGUGAUUUGAGGGGGGGGGGAAAUGCUUCAAAGAUAUAGAAAAAUACUAUUUUCGGAGUUUUUUCCCCCCCUUAAUGGAGAACACUGAACGGAAACAAUUCCGUGAAGUUGGUGUGUUAACUUUCCCUAUGGAGGUGUGGACCAACCUCUACACACAACAGAUAAGGCAAUUGUGACAGCCAAGACUAGUCUUCUGACCCAGGGGCUUUGAUCCGCUUCCCUGAGGCUGGGAGGAGGAAACAGAAGAGCACCUGUUCGUGCACAGGACUGAGGUUCGGUUCCCAGCACCCACAUGUCAACUCACAAAUAUCUGUAACUCCAGUUCCAGGGCAUCUAACACCCUCUUCUGAACAAAGCACACGCGAGGUACAUACACAUACACAUGCAAGCAAAAUACUCCUACAUAUAAAAUAAAAUAAACACGUCUAAAAAAAGUCACUGGGGUUACAGACAGGAGCAUGGAUGAAGGGCUGCUUGCAGCGGCGUGGGCGAUCUGUGGACAAGGAUGCCACCAAAGAACAGCCUUUCCCAAAGCAGCAGCAGCCCCUUAGGGAGAGGCGGGGUGUUCCACACAGCCCAGCACACCUUCCUCCCUGCUUCCAAAGGGAGACAUCGGCCAGUCCAAUCUGGCUCUGAGUUCAAGAGACUAAUGGCUAUACCAUGCCCAGAGUACAGAGUCCCACAGCUGUACAAUUAAGAGACGCUUAAUUGUAAUGUUGAAAGAAAUAUUUCUAGAUAGUGUUAGCAGCUAAAUUGUGCUUUUUGUUUGUUUGUUUGUUUGUUUUUUAAAGGUAAAUCUAGGGUUUUUCCAAAUCUCCAUUCAAAAGGUAAAGUUUAUGUGGUGUGAGACUAGAGCAGACAAAACAAAAUUUACUUAGUUGCUUAAGAGCUAAUGCUUCAGGUAAUUCUGUGACAGGGUGCUUGCCUAGCAUGUAUGGGGUUUAAUCCCCAGAACAAGAAAGAUGAAGAGAUGAGAGAGAUAGAAAGCCUAGAAUAUACAGAUUUUCUUUGCAUGCCUUCGGAAAUUUCACUUUUAUCAUGGAUUAAUCUGCUUUGAUGUAACUUUUUCAAACUGUUGAAUAAAAAUAUUCAAUAACUUCCUGUAUGUCCACAUACAACGUAAUUGUGAAUCUGCCUUGUUCCUUUCUCACUAAAAUGUG